Mesoplodon densirostris (Blainville's beaked whale) is the source of this 5036-nucleotide messenger RNA. It is a transcript of the gene EHBP1, whose product is annotated as EH domain binding protein 1. Gene Ontology annotation, molecular function: protein binding. Bases 519 to 4100 code for a protein of 1193 amino acids. The transcript is spliced from 24 exons. The record is from RefSeq and is a predicted model, not a curated record. Lineage: Eukaryota; Metazoa; Chordata; Mammalia; Artiodactyla; Ziphiidae.
ACUCCGUCCGGGAGGGGGCGGGCGUGAGGCGCGCCGUCCGCCUGAGGGGCUGCAGACCCCGGCUCCCGGGAGCGCCGCGGCUGGCUCGGCUGUUCCAUGUGGCUCCGGCGGGGAUGGAGGACUCGGUGGCGGCGGCGGCGACUGCUGCUGCGGCGGCGACGGAGGAGCGGCGCUGAGGAGGGAACCGGGCCAGACUCAGCCCGACAGCGGGAUUAGAGUCCUCCAGAAUACACAUCAUAUAACCCCCGAGGUGGAAUGAUGAUGUCUCCAUGAGGGAACCUCCUCUCACUCAUCCUGUGAUGUGUGUCAUACUGUUCUUGACUGGGCCAUUCAUCUAAGAUGUGAUUUACCCUGUGAAACAGGGAGAAGACUUAUGGACCCCAAACAUCAUUUCAAGUUGUAGUUGAGUUUUUAAAAGUACAGACAUAAAUGCAAAGCUCCUUUGCUUUGGACCCUCUGCUUUGUUAGAGCUGCUGUGUUGCUAACCCAGAACUGCUCCACUGUUUUGACUGAUCAUCAUGGCUUCAGUUUGGAAGAGACUACAGCGUGUGGGAAAACACGCAUCCAAGUUCCAGUUUGUGGCCUCCUACCAGGAGCUGAUGGUUGAAUGUACCAAGAAAUGGCAACCAGAUAAACUGGUGGUAGUUUGGACGAGAAGAAGCCGAAGGAAGUCUUCCAAGGCUCAUAGCUGGCAGCCUGGAAUAAAAAAUCCAUACCGUGGUGUUGUAGUGUGGCCUGUUCCUGAAAACAUUGAAAUCACUGUGACACUUUUUAAGGAUCCUCAUGCAGAGGAAUUUGAAGAUAAAGAGUGGACAUUUGUCAUAGAAAAUGAAUCCCCUUCUGGUCGAAGGAAAGCUCUUGCUACCACCAGCAUCAACAUGAAACAGUAUGCAAGCCCAAUGCCAACUCAGACUGAUGUCAAAUUAAAAUUCAAGCCAUUGUCUAAAAAAGUUGUAUCUGCCACUCUUCAGUUUUCAUUAUCUUGCAUUUUCCUUCGGGAAGGAAAAGCCACGGAUGAAGACAUGCAAAGUUUGGCUAGUUUAAUGAGUAUGAAGCAAGCUGACAUUGGCAAUUUAGAUGACUUUGAGGAAGAUAACGAAGAUGAUGAUGAGAACCGAGUGAACCAAGAGGAAAAGGCAGCAAAAAUUACAGAGCUUAUCAACAAACUUAACUUUUUGGAUGAAGCAGAAAAGGACUUGGCCACUGUGAAUUUAAAUCCAUUUAGUGAUCCUGAUGUAGCAGAAUUAAAUCCAUUUGGAGAUCCUGACUCAGAAGAACAAAUCACUGAAACAGUUUCACCUAAAAAACCAGAAGAAUCCUUUUAUAAUGACAGCUAUAAUGCCUUUAAAGAGGUACAGACUCCACAGUAUUUGAACCCAUUUGAUGAGCCAGAAACCUUUGUAACUAUAAAGGAUUCUCCUCCCCAGUCUACAAAAAGAAAAAAUAUAAGACCGGUGGACAUGAGCAAAUAUCUCUAUGCUGAUAGUUCUAAAGCUGAAGAAGAGGAGUUGGAUGAAUCAAAUCCUUUUUAUGAACCUAAACCAACUCCUCCUCCAAAUAAUUUGGUAAGUCCAGUUCAAGAACUGGAAACUGAAAGGAGAGUAAAAAGAAAAGUCCCGGCCCCACCAGCCAUCUCACCAAAGACAGGAGGAGUAAAUGAAAACACAGUUAUGUCUGCAGGAAGAGAUCUCUCCACUUCUCCUAAGCCGAGUCCUAUACCAAGUCCUGUUUUGGGACGAAAGCCAAAUGCUAGUCAGUCGUUGCUUGUAUGGUGCAAAGAAGUUACAAAAAAUUACCGGGGAGUGAAAAUCACCAAUUUUACUACAUCGUGGAGAAAUGGUUUAUCUUUUUGUGCAAUAUUACACCACUUUAGACCAGAUUUAAUUGACUACAAGUCUCUGAAUCCUCAAGACAUUAAAGAGAACAACAAAAAGGCAUAUGAUGGAUUUGCCAGCAUAGGAAUUUCCCGGUUAUUGGAACCUUCUGAUAUGGUUUUAUUAGCAAUUCCUGACAAACUGACUGUUAUGACCUAUCUCUAUCAAAUUAGGGCACAUUUCAGUGGGCAAGAAUUAAAUGUUGUUCAAAUAGAAGAAAACAGCAGUAAAAGCACAUAUAAAGUUGGAAACUAUGAAACAGAUACAAAUAGUUCUGUUGAUCAGGAAAAAUUCUAUGCAGAGCUUAGUGACCUGAAACGGGAGCCUCAACUGCAGCAGCCUACCAGCGGAGCAGUAGACUUCUUAUCCCAGGACGACUCUGUAUUUGUAAAUGAUAGUGGGGUUGGAGAGUCAGAAAGUGAACACCAGACUCCUGAUGAUCAUCUCAGUCCAAGCACAGCCUCCCCUUACUGUCGCAGGACUAAAAGUGACACAGAACCCCAAAAGUCCCAGCAGAGCUCUGGAAGGACUUCAGGAUCCGAUGACCCUGGAAUAUGUUACAGUACAGAUUCAAACCAUGCACAAGUUUUGUUAGGCAAGAAGAGACUAUUGAAAACUGAGACUUUAGAAUUAAGUGACUUAUACAAUAGUGAUAAGAAGAAGGAUGUGUCUCCACCCUUUAUUUGUGAGGAGACUGAUGAGCAAAAGCUUCAGAAUCUAGACAUCAGUAGUAAUUUGGAGCAAGAAAAAUUAGAGAAUUCCAGACCCUUAGAACGCAGAUCAGAUCCUGAAUCACCUGUCAAAAAACCAAGUUUAUCUCCCACUUCUAAACUUGGAUAUUCGUACAAUAGAGAUGCAGACCUUGCCAAGAAAAAACGUACUUCCCUGAGGCAGACAGAGUCUGAUUCAGAUGUUGAUAGAACCACCUUAAAUCAUGCAAAUCAUUCUGCAAAAACAGUCCAGCAUCGAAUGUUAUCCAGACAAGAAGAACUCAAAGAAAGAGCAAGAGUUCUGCUUGAGCAAGCAAGAAGAGAUGCAGCUUUAAAGGCAGGGAAUAAGCAGAAUACCAACGCAGCCACACCACUCUGCAACAGGCAGCUAAGUGAUCAGCAAGAUGAAGAGCGACGUCGGCAGCUGAGAGAGAGAGCUCGUCAGCUAAUAGCAGAAGCUCGAUCUGGAGUGAAGAUGUCAGAACUUCCCAGCUAUGGUGAAAUGGCUGCAGAAAAGUUGAAAGAAAGGUCAAAGGCAUCUGGAGAUGAAAAUGAUAAAGUUGAGAUAGAUACUAACGAGGAGAUUUCCGAAGGCUUUGUUGUAGGAGGUGGAGAUGAACUUACUAACUUAGAAAAUGACCUUGAUACUCCUGAACAAAACACUAAGUUGGUGGACUUGAAGCUGAAGAAACUCCUAGACACUCAGCCACAGCCUUCCAGCGCUGCUCACAAAGCUAUAACUGAAAGUUCAGAGCAAGACAUUAAGAAUGGCACAGAAGAUCUCCGGACUGAGCGAUUACAAAAAGCAACAGAACGAUUUAGAAAUCCUGUUGUGUUUAGCAAGGAUUCUACAGUAAGAAAAACUCAACUUCAGUCUUUCAGUCAAUAUGUUGAGAAUAGACCAGAGAUGAAAAGGCAGAGAUCAAUACAGGAAGAUACAAAGAAAGGAAAUGAGGAGAAGGCAGCAAUAACUGAAACUCAGAGGAAGCCAUCAGAAGAUGAAGUGCUUAAUAAAGGGUUCAAAGACACCAGUCAGUAUGUUGUAGGAGAAUUGGCAGCACUAGAGAAUGAGCAAAAGCAAAUUGACACCCGUGCCGCGCUGGUGGAGAAGCGCCUUCGCUAUCUCAUGGACACAGGAAGGAACACAGAAGAAGAAGAAGCUAUGAUGCAGGAGUGGUUUAUGUUAGUUAAUAAGAAAAACGCCUUAAUAAGGAGAAUGAACCAGCUCUCUCUCCUGGAAAAAGAACAUGAUUUAGAACGACGAUAUGAGCUGCUGAAUCGGGAAUUGAGGGCAAUGCUAGCCAUUGAAGACUGGCAGAAGACCGAGGCCCAGAAGCGACGCGAGCAGCUCCUGCUGGAUGAACUGGUGGCCCUAGUGGACAAGCGCGACGCGCUCGUCAGGGACCUGGACGCGCAGGAGAAGCAGGCCGAAGAAGAAGACGAGCAUUUGGAGCGAACUCUGGAGCAAAACAAAGGCAAGAUGGCCAAGAAAGAAGAGAAAUGUGUUCUGCAAUAGAAGCCAGACCAGAAUCUUGACCAACAUUUUAUUAGUCUUGGGUCCCCAGACCAGAAGAAGUCAUUCUCGUUGUUGAUUUAAAACUUGUAACAUUUUGUUUGGCUGGAUUGUACUUCUUUACCACUACCACCACCUCUUUUCCUCCCUUUUUUCCAGACAGUGUACAGAACUCCGAAAUAGCUUUGUUUAAGGAUUGUGUGUGUGUGUGAGUUAAUCAUUUCCUUGAAAUCAUGUAAAAUAGAUUGCACAGACAUCUUGUGAGUGAUUGGUAUUAGGAGUGUUCAAGAAACUGUUCAAAGAAGAAAGAAAAGAAAACUCUUCCCUCAUUAUUUUCCCUCAUUUUUUGAUGGAGGAAAAUUUUAAAACAUUUUUGUUAUUGUUGUUAUUGUUAAUAGCAUAAUGAGGGGUGGGAGGGGGCUUAAGAGGGAGGGAUAAGGAAAAUGUCAUGAAUGAUUUUUUUCCACUCCUGCCAUAUGUAACACUGAGUCUGUUACCUAAAUUUUAUAGUUAGAUCAUCUUCAAUUUACUCAUUAAACUGUGUUCUAUUUACCAGUGGGAUUUUCUGCAGUUGUUUUGCGUUUCACUAUGAAGAUAAUAGGGUACUUCUCCUCUGCUUUCUUUGGAGGAUGGCCCUUUAACGUAGCCUGAAACAAGUCCUGUGAUUUGAAGUGAGCUGUAAGGAUGGGACUAAUUGACAUGCAUUACUUUACAAAGACAGUCUUAUCAUUUGAGAAUGCGCCAUCUUUUUCUCUGGAUAAUUAUUUAUUACAUCUAGCUUGGUUCCUACAUUUUGUUGGGUCUCAAAAUUGGCUCAAGAAUGGUGUUAAUAUUUAUUCUGUAUUGAUAAAAGUCUGUCUUGCCAUUAUGAGUAAAUCCUCCAAUUAAUAUUUUCUUCUCUAGCAUAAUAGCACUGUCAUUUUUUUGUGAAAAUGGUUA